Messenger RNA from Oncorhynchus keta (chum salmon), 3427 nucleotides. It is a transcript of the gene bckdha, whose product is annotated as branched chain keto acid dehydrogenase E1 subunit alpha. The coding region runs from base 182 to 1531 and encodes 449 amino acids. The transcript is spliced from 8 exons. NCBI's taxonomy places the organism in Eukaryota, Metazoa, Chordata, Actinopteri, Salmoniformes, Salmonidae. The record is from RefSeq and is a predicted model, not a curated record. Gene Ontology annotation, biological process: branched-chain amino acid catabolic process. Gene Ontology annotation, molecular function: oxidoreductase activity, acting on the aldehyde or oxo group of donors, disulfide as acceptor.
AUCUCAAAGAAAUUGUUAGGUAAUAAAGCGAUAAGACCUAAAACCCAAGAUAGCGGUUUCAUGGAGCUGCUGAGACCAACACAAUUAUUUUAGAUCUACUAGACUUCAGGGGAUUGAUUUAGUCGCUGUUAGCUACUGUAAUUUGCAACUAGCAGAGGUAGCUAGCAAAACAGUGAAGAAGAUGGCGACGCUCAACAGUAUUAAGAACAUGUAUGGGAUCUGCUCUCAUGUAAUCCGCCAAACGACUGGAUUGAGAGCAGCAAAACUCAUUCAGCAGAGGGCGUUCAGAGUCAAUGGAGCCCUCAGGCAGCAGCCGUUUGACUCCUCGGAAGAGAAGCCCCAGUUCCCAGGAGCAUCGGCAGAGUUUAUUGAUCACCUGGAGUUCAUCCAACCUAACGUGAUCUCUGGGAUCCCCGUCUACAGGGUCAUGGACCGGGCCGGGAAGAUCAUUAACCCCUCAGAGGACCCACAGCUCUCCAAGGAACAAGUGUUGAACUUCUACCAGAAGAUGACCCUUCUGAACACCAUGAUCCUGACAGUCUCAGAGACAGGUGACUCUAACCUGGAUGGUCGUAUAUCCUUCUACAUGACUAACUAUGGAGAGGAGGGAACACACAUCGGCAGCGCUGCAGCUCUCGACCCAAGGGACUUGGUCUUCGGCCAGUACAGGGAAGCAGGCGUGCUGAUGUACCGUGGUUUCCCCCUGGAUCUGUUCAUGGCUCAGUGCUAUGCCAACGUUGACGACCUGGGCAAGGGACGCCAGAUGCCCGUUCACUACGGAAGCAAAGACCUCAAUUUCGUCACCAUCUCCUCUCCUCUGGCCACUCAGAUCCCACAAGCGGCAGGGGCAGCGUACGCAGCGAAGAGAGAGAACACCAACCGUGCUGUGAUCUGUUAUUUCGGAGAGGGCGCGGCCAGCGAGGGCGACGCCCACGCCGGGUUCAACUUCUCUGCGACCCUGGAGUGCCCGCUCAUCUUCUUCUGCCGUAACAACGGCUACGCCAUCUCCACGCCGACCAACGAGCAGUACCGGGGGGACGGCAUCGCCGCACGCGGUCCAGGCUACGGUAUGAUGUCUAUCAGAGUGGACGGUAACGACGUGUUCGCUGUGUACAACGCUACCAAGGAGGCUCGCCGUAGGGCUGUGGCCGAGAACCAGCCCUUCCUCAUCGAGGCCAUGACCUACAGGAUUGGUCACCACAGCACCAGUGACGACAGCUCGGCCUACCGCUCCGUAGAUGAGGUGAACUACUGGGACAAACAGGACCACCCCAUCUCUCGGCUGCGUCACUACAUGACGGCCCGCUCCUGGUGGUCCGAGGAGGACGAGAGGAGCUGGAGGAAACAGAGCCGUAAGAUGGUGAUGGAGGCGUUUGAGAAGGCCGAGAAGAGACACAAGCCCCACCCUGACUUGAUGUUCUCUGACGUGUAUGAAGAGAUGACCCCUAACCUGGUCAAGCAGAAGGAGGCCAUGUGGAGACACGUCCAGCAGUAUAAAGAGCAUUAUCCCCUGGAUGCCUACGCCAAGUAAACACAGUAGUACGCUACAAAAAGCAGGAUCAAUGAGUGAGCCGGCUAACUUUUGAUAAGCAAUCACAAAUUGAAAAAAAAACUUUUUCUGGUUCAUUUAAAAAAGCUAAACUUUUUGUUUGUUGAAUCAAUUAGACCAAGUUUAUCUGUCUAAAAAAUAUAUAAUAUUUAGGCUCGUUAGCUGGCUGACUCGUUGGUCCUGCUGAUAGUACAUCCUUCAGGUUCUGACAGAGUACCACAUGGCACCCUACUCUAGAUGGCACACUAUUCCCUACUCUAGAUGGCACCCUAUUCCCUACUCUAGAUGGCACCCUAUUCCCUACUCUAGAUGGCACCCUACUCUAGAUGGCACCCUAUUCCCUACUCUAGAUGGCACCCUAUUCCCUACUCUAGAUGGCACCCUAUUCCCUACUCUAGAUGGCACCCUAUUCCCUACUCUAGAUGGCACCCUAUUCCCUACUCUAAUGGCACCCUAUUCCCUACUCUAGAUGGCACCCUAUUCCCUACUCUAGAUGGCACCCUAUUCCCUACUCUAGAUGGCACCCUAUUCCCUACUCUAGAUGGCACCCUAUUCCCUACUCUAGAUGGCAUCCUAUUCCCUACUCUAGAUGGCACCCUAUUCCCUACUCUAGAUGGCACCCUAUUCCCUACUCCAGACAGAAGUAGUGCACUAUAUAUGGAAUAGGGUGCCAUUUGGUAAACACUGUACAGCGUUGCAGGUAGAAAUGUCACAAAUAGAACUGACAUGAUUCCUUUUGCUUCGUGUCAGAGGCAUGUUUGUUCUAUAUAAAAUAUUUCUACCUGAACGUUCCACAACAUUGUGCCAUGUUGAAUGUGGCCUAGGCUGGAGCAGGGUGUGGAGGUGAGGAGAGGCUGAUGGGUUAGAUGGGACUGUUGUUGUACACUUUGUAUUCUACUGUUCUGCAUAGAGUUAUAGUUCUGGUAUUCUGACCAGGCUAGAAUUAUUUUCUGGUGUUCUGACCAGGCUAGAAUUCUUUUCUGGUAUUCUGACCAGGCUAGAAUUCUUUUCUGGUGUUCUGACCAGGCUGGAAUUAUUUUCUGGUAUUCUGACCAGGCUGGAAUUAUUUUCUGGUAUUCUGACCAGGCUAGAAUUCUUUUCUGGUAUUCUGACCAGGCUAGAAUUCUUUUCUGGUAUUCUGACCAGGCUAGAAUUCUUUUCUGGUAUUCUGACCAGGCUGGAAUUCUUUUCUGGUAUUCUGACCAGGCUAGAAUUAUUCUGGUAUUCUGACCAGGCUGGAAUUCUUAGCUUUCUGCCCAGUAGUGGGAGGGAGUGGCUAAUGUUAAGGAUGGUUUUGUUCUAAUCGACCACUAUGGGCCUCUAGUUCUUUUGUGUGCUUUGAAUGAAUGAGAGUCUGACCCAGUCAGUCCUGUGGUUGUUGCUGUUAACCCCUCCUUGGCGACACCCAGCUUUUACCAGUGUAUUUAAACUAUUUCAGAGCUAACACACGAUUAUCAGACGCCGUGAGCUAGUUCAUGGUAAAAACAUCUGAGUUCCAGGGGAGAGGUUUGAGUUAGUCGGUUGAUUCUAGUAGGCAGACCGUAUUAAAAAAAACACCUGUGUUAAAACAGGAUUUUCCUGCUGGCUCAACAAAUGAGUAGUUGAAUGGUCUUCAUUAGUCAUUUAUCAGUGCAUGAGUCUACCCAAUGAGCAAAAGGCAUAUAAAACCAGUUUUUCCUCACUGGUUAUUCAUACCUGAGUGAAAUAGGACUUGACUUAAUCUACCCACACCAGUGGUGUCAUGCCUGUUUCCUCCUUUACAGAGCAAUACUGUAGACUGCCACUCGUUUCCUAUGCAUAGUUUUCUAGCUGUUUGGUAUCGGGGUCUAUGGCUGAGGUGUUUUCGAGUUUAAUAAAGUUUGACUAUACUCCCAAAAA